Molecule: messenger RNA, 3215 nt
Organism: Astyanax mexicanus (Mexican tetra)
Lineage: Eukaryota; Metazoa; Chordata; Actinopteri; Characiformes; Acestrorhamphidae
Gene: slc18b1
Product: solute carrier family 18 member B1
Exons: 14
Coding region: 128-1489 (453 amino acids)
Biological process (GO): transmembrane transport
Molecular function (GO): transmembrane transporter activity
Source: RefSeq, a predicted model, not a curated record
CACAGCGUUUGUUGGAGUCCGCGUGGAGAAAAGUAUCAGCGUUUGCUGACUUACCCGCUGAACUCUGAGUAGCUCCAGUGUUACAGGAGAACUUUGUAAGCUUGUGUUCUACAGUCCCUUUACCGACAUGGAUACUAUCCCUGACCAACUUGCAGAUUGCUCUGGGCAACCAGAGACGCCAGCCCCAAAGAUGACCCGUAAACAGAUCCUAACUUUAAUUGCAAUGGCAUCCAUAAACUUCAGCUCAAUGAUCUGCUAUUCAAUUCUGGGUCCAUUCUUCCCACUUGAGGCAGAGAAGAAAGGAGUCAGCCAAACAGUAAUUGGGAUGAUAUUUGGAUGCUAUGCUUUCUGCACACUGGUUGGAUCGUUAAUACUGGGGAAAUAUAUUGUUCAAAUUGGAGCCAAAUUUAUGAUAACUGCAGGGCUGUUCCUUUCAGGUGGAUGCACUGUAGUCUUUGGUUUUCUCGACAGGGCUCCAGAAGGAACAGUUUUUAUAGUGCUGUGUUUUGUCAUACGGUCUGUAAACGCAGUGGGCUUUGCUGCUGCAGUAACAUCUUCUUUUGCUGUCUCAGCAAAGGUUUUCCCCCACAAUAUUGCAACUAUUCUGGGCUUCAUGGAGAUUUUUACAGGAAUUGGACUUAUCUUGGGACCCCCAUUUGGAGGAUGGAUGUAUCAGUCAUUUGGAUACGAAAUUCCUUUUAUUGUUCUGGGAUGUCUUCUGUUUUUGGCUGUUCCCAUAAACAUGUGGAUUUUACCCAAUUUUGAUGCCGUUGCCUCACAAGCUUCUUUCUUCAGGCUGUGUUCCCAAGUAAAGAUUAUGCUCAUUUGCUUUGUGAUAUUCACUCUAAGCUCAGGAAUUGGUUUUCUGGAUGCAACAUUGUCAUUAUUUGCCAUGGACAAGUUCAGCCUAAGCACUGGAUCUGUGGGUCUGCUCAUGGUUGGGGUCUCAUUACCUUAUGCAGUUGCUUCCCCCUUGUUUGGAAUAAUCAGUGAUAAGUAUCCAUAUAUCAGGAGAUGGAUGAUGGUGGUAGGAGGAAUGGCAACAGCAGUUAGCUUUUGUUUACUUGGUCCUGUUCCAAUAUUCCAUAUUAGGAGUCAGCUUUGGCUUACUGUCCUCAUGCUGGUGGUCAUCGGCUUCUCUCUGUGUAUGACUUGCAUUCCAACCUUCACAGAGAUGCUCUUAUGUGCUCAUGAAAAUGACUUUGAGGAGGGUUUAAGCACACUGGGUUUGGUAUCUGGACUGUUCUCUGCUGUGUGGUCGGCUGGGAUGUUCUUUGGGCCCACUUUUGGUGGAUACAUCACACAAAAAUUGAAUUUUGAAUGGAGUGCAGGUGUUCAAGGAGCACUCGCAUUUCUCGCUGCAUUCCUGCAAAUAAUAUAUUUUGCUAAUGAAGAAAUACAAAACAGAAGGACACAGAAAAGAACUGUGACUGAAUCCACAUUGUCUAUAGAAGAAAAAUCCCCUCUGCUCUCUAAUGCUCAUCACUGAUAUGUAUUUUGAUGUGUGUAAAAAUCAUGGCAACACUGUAGCCCUAUUAAAAAAAAGAACUAUGUUUAUUAUACAAAAUGGUAUAUUAUGAAUGUGGAUAAAUGUAUUGUAGCCAAAAACAAAGCUGAAUUGUACAGUUAAGUCAAAAGAACAGUUCGACAAGAAUCAAAUACACAUUAUUUAUCACCGACCCCGAAUGCACUCAAUCAGCAGAGACAUGAUACCUGACGUUUGUAGCUUGCAAUAGAAGGCUACACUGCUAACAAACUUUGGACUAUUACCAAUCUUAUCUUGGUGAAUACUUCCCAAAAUGUAUAUAUAUUUGUUUUAUGAAUAUAUAAAAUUACAUUAAUAAUUAUUUAUUGGAUAGACCUCAUUUAAACCAAUGAGCUAAACUGGCUGCCCCACCAUUUAGCUAGAUCUGUGGACGUGUGCAUGUUUGUUUUCUUAGCAACUUUAGACUAGCAUCUUCCGUUCUGAGUUACAGAGGUAAUCUUUAGACACCAAACAUGUCUCGGUUGAGUAAUCCAUACUGCAUAAGUGAUAAAUCAUGUUUAUUAUAUUUUUCACUAAACUAUUAUUUUACACUAUGCCAAACAGUAAACACUGUUAUAUCUCAUUGUAAUAUUAUAUGGAAAUAGGAUAGUCACUGCUAAGAAAACACGGUGCUGUUUGUAGCUCAUUGAACUGUCAGUACCUCAGAAGUUGUAUAUUUACUGUAUAUGCAAUACAUAUCAGUACAUAAUGUACUGAUAAGAACACGUGCCUUAUUUAAUCAGCACAAAAUCUUUUUGUUCAGGUUUUAAAUGGAAAUGUGUUUUUUCAAAGUCUUGUCUUUAUAAUGUUUCUCUUUAAAGAGAAGCUUGAAGUGGUUCUACUUGUAUACAAUGUAUGAUUGUGUAUGUUUACCAUGUAUUACAGACAUGUUUAACACUUUCAGAUUCAGUUUAAACACUCAUAUUUGGUUAAAUUAAAUAUGGAUGGUCUUUUUGUAAAAGCCUUAUAUCUGUAAUAACUAUUUUAAGAAAUGCUGGAAUUUAAUAAAAAUACACUAUAUGGAUAAAAGUAUUGGGACACCUGCUUGUCAAUGUUACUGGACAGUAUAAAAAAGGAGAUUUUUUUAUACUGUCCAGUAAAGUGUUUCUACUACAUUUUGUAGCAUUACUGUGAGGAUUUUAUUGCAUUCUGCAACAAAAGCAAUCAAACCUCCAACUCACCCCAAAGGUUUUCCAAUGAAAAUAGUUCCACUGCUCUGCAGCUCAAUGUGAGGUAAGGCCUGCAUGAAUUCAAUCAGUGAACUUUGGAUACCCAUGACCCAUGAUUUAGCCAUCCCAGUUUGGCACAGAUCCUCACACAUGCACAUUUUCUUAACUCAAUACAUCAACAUCAAGAACAGGAUGAACUCACCUAUCAGUGGUGCUAUAAUAUGAGUAGUUAGUGUAUAGGUUAAUCAUUGUAUGCUCCAUAAAAUGUGUUUCUCUUCUAUUUAAAUAGAGUGAAUGUUUGUUUUUUGCCACCUAAUGCAUUUACAACUUUAGCUUAGUGAGUGCUCAGGGUUUUGAAACAAGCUGUAUUCUGUGUGUGUGUGUGUGUGUGUGUGUGUGUGUGUGUGUGUGUGUGACCAAAUCACCAUUAUGUUGAUAGAAAGCUUUUACUGAGGCUUGUUGCUUAAUAUGAUCACUGAAACAAUGGAAUAAUGUGUGAGGUAAUAAAAGAUUAGAAAUGA